This is a messenger RNA of Prorocentrum cordatum, 1543 nucleotides long. Lineage: Eukaryota; Dinophyceae; Prorocentrales; Prorocentraceae. The record is from the annotation of a GenBank genome assembly.
GCUGGCUCCGAGUUCGCGGCUAUCACGGGGCGUUCGGCAGGGCGAAGUCCACGGGGCAGCUUGCCACGGAGUCGUCAGGGGGAGUUCUGACCGCAGUCGCGUCACACAUUGCUUUCGCAGGCUUGAGCCUCAAGCAUCUCGGUGUUCAGUCUGGGUAUUUCUCGAGGCUGAAGCUGAUUCGGGCCAACAUGGCCUUCCCCCACGGCCUGCUGCUGGGCUCGGUCUACGGUUUCGUGGACGCAUCCGACAAGGUGUUCACAUGGGAUAUGCUGGAGGAUUUGGGAGUGUUCCUGCGUCGGUCCAGGUCGCCGUGGAUUCUCGCAGGGGACUUCAACUUGCCGCCAGAGGAUACCAAGCUGUGCAAGUGGGUAGAGCUCCUCAAAGGCACGAUCGUGGCCCCAAGCGGUCCGACUUGCUUUGCGUCCAAGUCAGGGUCCACGAUCGACUACUACAUCGUAAGUCAGGGGCUGGCCAACUUUGUCAGCGAUGUUCGCACGGUAUACGGUACCCCUUCGUCGCCUCACGUCGCUGUUGCCAUGCAGCUCAAGGGCCCAACUCUGAACAUACCGCUGCAUGUUCGCAGGACAUGGAAGCCCUUCCCCACUUCCCAGCGGACGGGGCCUGUGCGGAAGCCUGCCGAGCACUGCUGGUCCUGGCCCGCAGGGGUGCUCGCAGGUGUUCGGCUGGAAGAUGCGUGGUGCCAGUGGCUGAGCAACAUGGAGCUGGAGCUGCGCAACCAGUUCGACAUCGUCGGUGCUGGGCAGAGAGGCUUCGUCGGCCGAGCUGACGGGUUCGAGCGGCGGCAGGUGCCUCUCGCCGUGUCGGUGGAAAAGGCGGCGUUGUCUGGCAGUGGGGCCCAGAUGCGAGCCUGGAGGUCGCUGGAUGCUAUUCUAUCCAGGUUCCAGGCGCUCCAGGACGACACCGUAGGUGCCAGCGAUGAGGCAGCUGUGCAGCCGUCCUCCACGUGCUCAGGUGGUGCCUGCGAUCGACGUGAGGAGCACGCGGGGGAGCGGCCAGCGGCGCCCAGCUUUGAUGGGCUCAGCACCGAGGGUCCGUCGCUUUCCCUGGGUUCCAUGGGCUUUGUCCUGCCUGACUACACGUCGCCGUACUCGGGGCCGACGCCGCUGGCUGGAGCUGAGGAGCUGGACCACCUCGACCUGUCGACGCUGAAGGGGGUCAAGAUCGUGGAGUUCGACCUGCACUCGCUGCGCAGCGUUGCGGAAGCGGGUGGGGAGGACCUGGCCACCCUGGCGACCAACGUCCAUCAAGCGGCGCUGGAGGCGUCCCAGGCGGCGGCAAAGGUGCAGCUGCAGGAGUGGAGAGAGUGGGCCCAGUCCGCGGUGAAAGCUGGUGGCCGUCGUGCUCACAGGUACCUGAAGGACUUGCCGCAGGUGAAAGGGCCAGUGGCUCCUGAGGGCUGGGCGCUGCAAGGGGAUGCGGCCGCGCAGGCAAUGCGCAUGGAUUGGUUGCAGUACUGGGGAGACGCCAAGGAGAGCAUCUCACAGAUCCAGGCAUCAGUCGCGCAGAGAGAUGAGCUGCCCAG